AUGCUCGCAAAAUUGCUGAAUCCCAGAAUUCUCGGCUAUACUAUGUUGACGGAAUCUUCAGCUCGAAUACGCCAUCUAGCAAGCCUCUUUCUCCGGCUACUUCAACUACUUCAGAUAUCACUGAUGAUUCAUAUUUAGAAGAUAGGGCUGCUGUUACGGAUACAACCCCCGAUAUGAUCAAUGAACGAGAUGAUACGAACUUGGUCGAAUCACAAUCGUUCGCGUCUAGUAGUCCCAAAGAGAUGGUCAAUAGUUCUCCUGAAGACGAAGACGCCGAAGGAGAAGUGAUUUUGUUCACGGGACGACAUCCUUCGGUUGCUGAGAGUGAUAAUAACAGCAGCGGUCAAGUUUCAGAGAAAUCUUCUAAUCGCCUCCUUACUGUUUCGACAAAUCCGACCACUGCCGAGGUUCUAUUGAAUCAAGUCUUGGCAUCUAAUCAAAAAUCUCCAAAGGGAAAUCAAAAUGAUCCGACAAGUUACUGGAAUCACUUUAACACACCUCAACUAUUUCCCAACAAUAAUGAAAACAAUGAAACGUCUGCAUCUCAAAAAUUAGACUUCCUAUAUGCCACAACUAGGCCCCUGACAAAUAACACAAAUAGUAUUUCAAAUUCCAUCUCCAAUGAUUCUUUUGACUCAUCUCCGCCAUUCUCUCUUUCCACUCCGGUUUCGGGCGUUCCGAAUGCUUCAUUAGAUCCUCUCGUUCCUCCAAUGAAGCGUACAUCGAGUGAAAUUAAACCCACUUCACCUGUAACCUCAACGUCAAGUGCAUCUCUGUUUGCUUUCCCAGGUUCUGACGGUGGUGUUUCCAAAUUCGGGUUGUUCGGUAAUUCGGGUACCAAUAUUCAGAACUUUUCGAACAUACCAAGUUAUUUACAAAAUAAACCAAAUGUUAUGUCCGCAACAACAAUAAAUCCGCCACCGGGAUUUUCAACAGAAUCGGCUAAUUUAGAUAUGCACCGUGGCUCACCCAAUCAAUCUCGAUUCCAAACUUCCAAUGCAUUUGGUUUUUCGUCUCUUGAUUUUCCAUUUCAAUGGAAUGGGGGAUACAUGCUAAAUGGAUCAUCGGAUGAUAAUUUAGAAGCAAAGAUAUUGAAUGGUCAAUCUAUUCAUAAAAAUCAGGAUCUCAGUUCUGGUAUAAAGGAACACGAAAAAAAUUCCUUAUUUUGGACACCAAAUGGGGCUUUAUCAGAUUCGCAAAAAGUUAAUGGCUCUCAUGAUAAUUUUUGCCAUUUGGCACCUGGUUGGACACCAACAUCUAUUGGCUAA
Acaulospora morrowiae is the source of this 1268-nucleotide messenger RNA. NCBI's taxonomy places the organism in Eukaryota, Fungi, Glomeromycota, Glomeromycetes, Diversisporales, Acaulosporaceae. The record is from the annotation of a GenBank genome assembly.